Molecule: messenger RNA, 1400 nt
Organism: Trichomycterus rosablanca
Lineage: Eukaryota; Metazoa; Chordata; Actinopteri; Siluriformes; Trichomycteridae
Gene: tfpt
Product: TCF3 (E2A) fusion partner
Exons: 6
Coding region: 134-700 (188 amino acids)
Biological process (GO): apoptotic process; positive regulation of apoptotic process; apoptotic signaling pathway
Cellular component (GO): Ino80 complex
Molecular function (GO): DNA binding
Source: RefSeq, a predicted model, not a curated record
UGAGUUUGAAACAGGAACAAAAACCUCAUGUAGAAAAUGUGUAUUAAUAUUUCAUCAUCAUUAUUAUUAAUACGGACGGAUUGAAGAAGCUUCAGAAUUGUGUUUGUUUCUCCCGUGUGCACUGAGAUCUACAAUGAUGGAGGAUUUCUCAGACCUGGCGCUGCCUCCUUUGUUCGGUGGACACAUUCUGGAGGCAGAACUGGAGGCGGCGGGUGUGGAGUUAACUUCAGGAGGAACAGAGAUCCUGCAGAGUGGUGGAUCAGCACAGGUGGAACAGAAGGAAAUCAGAGAGAUGGAUAAGAAGAAAUACCACGCUCUCCACAAGAGGGUUAAAGAAAUCGAACAGGUGAAUGAAAAGAUCCUGGCUCGUCUUCACCACAUCCAGAGAUUAACUCGGCGAAUGAAGAAAGAGAGACGGUUCCUGAUGAAGACUCUGGACACGUACGGAGAUGAUUACAGGAUAGCUGCACUCACAAUACCACUGGAGGAUGAAGGCGGAGUCCAUUUAGACAAUGCACCUGGUGGAGAUGAUGACGGCUCCUCUCCCUCCGCUACCAACCAAUCAGGAUGUGUGGUGAAGAAAAAGAGGCACAGGGUUCCAAAGGAGAAAGAGAGAGAUGCUCAGGUUGAAUCUGAUCUGUGUGCGAUGACCGAGACACCGUUCCCACCAUUCCAGAGUCCGAACUCCCUCUCACACUGAGCUGAAGGUGUUAGAUUAGGAAUAUUCAGUUCACUGAUGUAAUCGACAGAAGCGAUGUGUUUGCUGUAUGAAGUUACUCUGUGGAAAAAAAAAAAAAGAAAGCUGUCUCCUAGUAACCGCAACAGUAGGGACCCCCCACCUGUGUGUUCAAGCUCCAAAUUGAGGGAAAACAUGAGCAGCUCCAGGAAAGCUCAUGGUUUAUUUGGUUCUCAGUACCUAAGCCUCACCAAUCAGUACUUGACCUAAACUGACUGAUUGAUUGACUGAAUAGGCACAAAUUCCUACAGAUACAGUAGGAAAUCUUGUGGAAGGCUUUUCAGAAAAGUGGAGACAACUUCCUAUUAAUAUCCAUGUUUCUGAAAUGUGUGAAAUGUGUCUAGAUACUUUUGACCAUAUAGUGUACAUCUUGAUGUGUAUUAAUCACACAUGCUGAUACUGUUGUAACUAAAUGAUAAAACUAAAUGAUUGUGUGGUUUGAGUUGUAUGAAUUUGUUUGUACUUCUGAUGCUGAACCGGUUACUUGUGAGCUACAUUAUUCUUCACUUCACGCAGUGAGAUGAGAAGCAGCAGCCACAGGAAUGUUGAUUGUAAAACUAUUUAUUAUUCAAAACUCUUUUCCACUCAUGCAGUCUGGUUUAUUGUGUUGUAUUAAAUGACAGAGAAGCGAACGGCGCAUUUUAAUAAAUCAGAUUGAAAUAAA